Messenger RNA from Lotus japonicus, 896 nucleotides. RefSeq lists its product as uncharacterized. The record is from RefSeq and is a predicted model, not a curated record. The transcript has 3 exons. Lineage: Eukaryota; Viridiplantae; Streptophyta; Magnoliopsida; Fabales; Fabaceae. The coding region runs from base 244 to 822 and encodes 192 amino acids.
CUUUGGAUAUCUCAUUUAAUUAAUGUUGAUUAACACGCAAUAUUUGUCUAUUUGUUUUUGUAUCGCUUUCAUUCGUGUUUUUUCUUCCCUCUUUCACACGCACAGGCCCACGAAACCGUCGACUUCGGAAGCAUUUCAUAACUGAACCUCUCAAGUUUGUGUAUGUAUGCUGACAAGUGAGAAUUCAACCCUUCAAUUUCCUUCUUCAAUUAUUCCCAGGAUUGUUAAGAAGGAAAAAGCAGGAUGAAAGUAGGAUCUAGUAAAGGGGGAAAAGUGUGUCUGAUUGUGACAGGUAUCCUGAUUGCAAUUGUAUUGCUAAUAGUGAUUCUAGCUUUGACAGUGUUCAAAGCUAAACAUCCCGUUACCACAGUAGACUCGAUGAAGCUAGAGGAUGUUGACGUGAAGUUGGAUAUAGCAAAACUAAGGGUAGAUUUGAACGUGACCUUGGACGUGAAUCUCUCGGUGAAGAACCCGAAUAAGGUGGGAUUCAAGUACUCAGACAGCACUGCUCAACUCAACUAUAGAGGACAGCAGAUAGGUGAAGUCCCUAUACCUGCUGGAGAGAUUUCUUCUGAUCAGACCAAGGGAUUCAACCUCACCCUCACCAUUAUGGCAGACCGUUUGCUCUCCAAUUCCCAGCUUUUCUCUGAUGUCACAUCUGGUACAUUGCCCCUGAACACUUUCUCCAGAAUUUCUGGCAAAGUCAGCAUCAUGGGCUUUAUCAAAGUGCAUGUGGUUUCCUAUACAUCUUGUGAUAUUGCAGUUAAUAUUUCCAAUAGAACAGUUGGGAACCAAGAGUGCCAUUACAAGACAAAACUUUGAUUAUUCAUUUUCAGUUUAUGAGUGAACUUUAGUAGGCUAUACAAGUAUUAUUUAAUUUUUAAUUAAUCUGUUCA